This is a messenger RNA of Cinara cedri, 1708 nucleotides long. Lineage: Eukaryota; Metazoa; Arthropoda; Insecta; Hemiptera; Aphididae. The record is from the annotation of a GenBank genome assembly.
CAACAUUCUGUAGUUAAUUGUUAAUACUAUUAUCUGUUAUCAGUGUUAUCUACCAUUAUCAGCUAUAAUAAAAGCUUAAAAUAAAACUUGAAUCGCUUGCAUGUUGCAGUUGUUGCGUUAUUUAUAAAUUAUAAUCCUGAUACCUAGCCACCCGGGCACAACGAAUUCCAACAAGUGAAGCAAACAAUUCAGUGUUUCAAAAUGGCUCAUCACUUUAAGGAAGAGGAUAUUGAUGGUAAGUCAAUGAUUAGCUAUAUAUUUUAACACCAUUAUUUAAUCCUUGUUUAUUACUACCCCUGUACAUAUUAUUAUGUAUGGUGUAUUUAAUACUUUUUUCUUGUUUUGUAGAAUUCAGAGAAUGUUUCUAUCUAUUUGCUAGAGAAGGAACAAUUAAUAAAUUAGACGAACUUAGCCUAAUUAUGCGAUCUCUAGGAAUGAGCCCAACAAUAACUGAAUUGAAGAAAUACUUCUCAGAAAAUAGUAAGGCUAAUUAACAAAUUAAUAUAAAUAUAAUAUUUAUUUAAUCACAAAAUAAAAAUUGAAAAUCUAUGAUAGUUAUGAACACAAUAUAGCUCUUAUUUUAUAGGUACACUUUGUGUUUUAUAAUUGUAAUAAUUAAAAUCAAACUGACAUACUUUGAAUGACAGGUAGGCCACCAUUGUGGGUAGGAAGUUUGAAAGGUGGAGGGGAAGUUUAAUGCAUAUUUGUACGCAAUGAUUAAUCAUUGAUAAUGAAAAAACGAUUCUGAGCGAAGUUCAGUUAUACAUAUUUUGAAAAUAUUUUGACCGUAAUAUUUAUGAUUUGAAAAAAUACAUUUCAUGCAUUAACCAUUUAUUAUGAAAACACAUAAAAAAAUCAAAAAAUUACCUAUCUAAAGUAUCAUCCUACUAAAAUUUCUUAUAGAAAAGUUGUUCACAAAAAAAAAAAAAAUAUUAAACAUCUUUGUAAAACCAAUACAUAUUCAUAUUUUUAAAUAUUGAUUUGAUUAUGGCAUAAAUAUUGUAGAUAGAUACAUAGAUCAAAGAAAAGAUUAGUUCAAUUACAACGAUUAAGAAAAUGAUACUACUUUGAUUAUUCUAUCAUUAUUUUUUAGAUGGACAAUUACAUUUCCCAGAAUUUCUAAAAGUAAUGCACAAUCAUUGUCGUAUAGAAAAAUUACCAAAUGAAAUUUUAGAAGCGUUUAAAGCCAGCGAUUAUCAACAUACGGGUACAAUUCAUAGUAGACAUCUUAAACAUUUGUUGCAAGGAUGGGGAGAACGUUUAAACAGCAAAGAAAGUAUAUUAUUGAUAAUACUAAAGUAAUUUUUAAACUAAAUUGAUUUAAUUUUCAGUUGAACAAAUUUUUCGAGAAGCCAAUGUUCAUCCAAAUGGUAGAGUUAAUUAUGAUGAAUUUGUGAAAAUUGCAUGUGCUCCGAUUCCUGAUUAUUACUAAUCUUUAAAUUUAUAAACAAAUAUCAUGCUGUGUAUGUGUUAAACAAAAAAACAAAAUAUUCCCUUCAAAUCAUAUUAAUAGUUUUAAUUAUAUUAUAAACUGUAAAUUAGUUAUGGUGUUAUGAUAAUAAUAUAAGUUUUUUUUUUUUAAGUUAGAUAAGCAUUUAAGAAUGAUAACUGAUAAUGUUCAUUUAAUCUUCUAUUAUAUAAUUUAUUUAUUUAUGAAUAUUAUUUUACACCUAUAGUUAUGACUAAAAUUAUUAAACUACUUCUUUUU